GAAGGAAAAAAAAAAAAAAAAGGGGGGGGGGGAAGAGACAUGCGGGAGAGAGAGCAGGAAAAAUAAGACGGGGAAAAAUCCUCCCGUGAGGGACAGGUUUUGCACCGGGGGAGAGAGCAAACGGGCUUUUUUUUUUUUUUGGCUUUUUUUUUUUUUUUCCUCCCCCCGCUCCCCGGAGAAGCAGAGAGGAUUCAGCCGCCUGGAAACCUAAUGUGAAAAAGCAGCAGCAAGGCAGCAAGGAGAGAAAAAAAAAAAGAAAGAAAAAAAAAAAGAAAAAAAAAGGGGGGGGGCUUGGAUUGGACCCCCCCGCCCCGGUGAGGGAGGAAGGACCCGCGGCGGCCGGAGGGCGAGGAGCUGCGGCGCCCGGCGAGGGAAGGGGACCCGACCUCCGCCGAGAGCCGGGGCUGGCGUGACCCCCUCGGCGCUUCAGCCCGUCGGCGCGGGGGGAGAGGCGAGGAAGAGACGUUUCCCGAUCCUCCCCGCCGAGGAUUUGGGGAGGUUUCCGCGCCUGGAGCCCGUGCCUUUGGAUCUAAAGAGGAUUAUUUUUUUUUUGGGGGGGGUGGCACUGAAGCUGGAUUUGUUCCUGUGCGUGCGGCGCGGGGGGGGACAUUUCUGUUCCCUCUAGAGGAGCCGGCGGCCCGGCCGGGGGCGCGGAGAUCCCCGCGGAUCGCUCCGCAUCGGGCCCUGCUGCCACCCCCCCGGGAAAGGUGCGCUGAGGGGAUCGGCGCGGGGCUGAGCGGGGGGGCGGGGGAGGAGAAGCAGCUGCAGCUGCCGGGGAGGAGGCCCGGCGGAGCAGCAGCAAAGUCAUCGCCAUCGGCCCCCCCUUGGCUGGCUCCGGGCUCGGCUCUCUCCAUGUCUCUGGCUCUGGGCAGCGGCCGCCACAGCAGCGAGUAAGGGGGGAGGAGGAGGAGGAAGAAGAAGAAGAAGAAGAAGAAGAAGAAGGAGGGAGCCCGGGAGAGUGCCUCCCUCCCCCCGGCAGCCCCGGCCGCCUCCCGUCCCCUCGCCCCGCGUCCCUUGCCUCCCCCUCCCCAAGAUGGGCUGUUUAGGGAACAGCAAGACGGAGGAUCAGCGCAACGAGGAGAAGGCGCAGCGGGAGGCCAACAAGAAGAUCGAGAAGCAGCUGCAGAAGGACAAGCAGGUCUAUAGGGCCACGCACCGGCUCCUCCUGCUGGGUGCUGGUGAAUCUGGUAAAAGCACAAUAGUCAAACAGAUGAGGAUCUUGCAUGUGAACGGAUUUAAUGCUGAGGAGAAGAAAAUGAAAAUUCAGGAUAUUAAAAACAAUAUUAAAGAAGCUAUAGAGACAAUAGUGACAGCAAUGGGCAAUUUGGCACCUCCAGUUGAACUAGCCAAUCCAGAGAACCAGUUUCGAAUCGACUACAUCUUAAAUUUAGCUAACCAGAUAGACUUUGAUUUCCCACCGGAGUUUUAUGAACAUACAAAAACACUUUGGCAAGACGAAGGUGUGAAAGCCUGCUAUGAGAGAUCUAAUGAAUAUCAGCUGAUUGAUUGUGCACAGUAUUUUCUAGACAAGAUUGACAUAGUCAAACAAAAUGAGUAUACACCGUCUGACCAGGAUCUUCUCAGAUGCAGAGUUUUGACAUCAGGAAUUUUUGAAACCAAGUUUCAGGUGGACAAAGUAAAUUUUCAUAUGUUUGAUGUUGGAGGGCAACGAGAUGAACGCCGAAAAUGGAUCCAGUGUUUUAAUGAUGUGACUGCUAUCAUAUUUGUGGUGGCGAGCAGUAGCUACAACAUGGUUAUACGAGAGGACAAUCAGACCAAUCGGCUUCAAGAAGCACUAAACCUCUUCAAGAGUAUCUGGAACAACAGGUGGCUACGGACCAUUUCAGUAAUUCUUUUCCUGAAUAAACAAGAUUUGCUAGCAGAGAAAGUUUUGGCAGGGAAAUCUAAAAUUGAAGACUACUUUCCAGAAUUUGCUCGCUACACUACACCAGAUGAUGCAACACCAGAGCCUGGUGAGGAUCCCAGAGUUACAAGGGCCAAGUAUUUUAUUAGAGACGAGUUUCUUAGAAUCAGCACAGCAAGUGGAGAUGGAAGGCACUAUUGCUAUCCUCACUUCACAUGUGCAGUGGAUACAGAGAACAUCCGGAGGGUUUUCAAUGACUGUCGGGACAUUAUUCAGCGCAUGCACCUUCGCCAAUACGAGUUGUUGUGAUGGAGAGCACUUUUUUCUGUGUUUUGGACUCCUUAUUCCUUAUUAAAAAAGAAAAAAAAAACACCCUUGCCCACAUAGGGUGGAAGAGAACUGUUUGAAUCUCCCAUUGAUUUGCACCCCUCAACUUUUUCUCCUUGCUGGACAAUAGCAGCACUUCUAAGCUUGCUUCUGUACCCCUCGGACAGUUUGAGAUGGCCCCUAACACUUAAAAGGCCAUUUCCAUGAGGAUUCCCUAACACUGUUAUUAACAAAAAAAGAAAAAAAAAACCCAAGGAAAUAAAAACUAAUUAAUUAAAAGCCCUGAAUGUGGAGCACCUGAAAGAAUUGGGGAUAAAAAAAAUUAAAAUGUAAAACAAAAAUUGGGGAGAGAAAACUUUAGGUAAUUUAGCACUGUUGUGGGCAUAAUCAUAUAACCCGUGAUCUCCACUUUGUAUCAUUCACUGCAUCAGACUAAAGAAGGUGCCAAGUCACAGACCAAGUUUGAAGACAGACACUUGAGUUUGGUUCUCUGACUGUAAUGUGGCUUUGAACGGAAAUACUGACAAUUCUACAACAGACCUAGACAGUGCAAAAACCAACUGCUACCUUUCAGAAGGGUAUUUUUAAAACCAGUCUUGGUGGUCUAAAGACAACCAUGGACGUUUAUGAAUUGAACUGCGUAUGGCCUGUGAUUGCAGAAAGAGUUAACCACACACUGUUUUCAGUUUGUCCACUGAUGAUCCCGUCUGCUAUAAAAAUCAUUAUCUGGACUGUAGUCCUCACAGUCUUUCCCUUCUUUUUCUUCUUCCCUCCCCUCAUUUUUUAUUUUACUGCUGGAUUAUUAUUCUUGUACAGACUGUAAAAUGUAUUAUUUUGUACAACUUUAUUGAAAAAAAAUAACUUGUAGAAGAUCUUUGUGCCUUGAUUAUGGCUGUACCUGUACAAUGAGCUAAGAUGUAAGUAUGUUUGAUUGCGCUGUACAGCUUUGUCAACCCUAUCUGCAGCAUUAGCUCAAGGUAGGGAAAAUUUAUCUGUAGUUUAGU
Grus americana (Whooping crane) is the source of this 3195-nucleotide messenger RNA. RefSeq names its product GNAS complex locus (gene GNAS). Gene Ontology annotation, molecular function: GTPase activity; mu-type opioid receptor binding; GTP binding. The coding region runs from base 1034 to 2173 and encodes 379 amino acids. Gene Ontology annotation, cellular component: heterotrimeric G-protein complex. Lineage: Eukaryota; Metazoa; Chordata; Aves; Gruiformes; Gruidae. The transcript has 12 exons. Gene Ontology annotation, biological process: adenylate cyclase-activating dopamine receptor signaling pathway; sensory perception of chemical stimulus. The record is from RefSeq and is a predicted model, not a curated record.